Molecule: messenger RNA, 1649 nt
Organism: Chlamydomonas reinhardtii
Lineage: Eukaryota; Viridiplantae; Chlorophyta; Chlorophyceae; Chlamydomonadales; Chlamydomonadaceae
Exons: 6
Coding region: 243-1070 (275 amino acids)
Source: RefSeq, a predicted model, not a curated record
ACCCUGCAAGAACGUCUUAAAAGCGUUAGAAGCUCUAUCGACAGGUGUAUAAGCUCUCCCGAAGCCAGUUCUGGGCUUUGCUCUCGCGCGGCCCCUUAGCACUGCCCGAUUGCUCCGAAAGCUCUCAGGUCAGAACGCAGCGCCUUAAGCAGUAGCUGCAAGCAGCCAUAGGCGCAACAGCCGCAACCACACAAGCCCCGCGACAGCGGACAGCUGCGACUCUGCAGCAGAGCCGGGUCCACAUGCCGACCCUGGGCGUCAGUAGCAGCGCCGCGGCGGGCCGCCCCGGCGGCGGCGGCGGCAGUGGCGGCGGCGGCGGCAGCAGCGGCCCGGGACUGGGGGGCCCGCCGUCGCUGCGGCAGUAUCACUCGCCGCUGCGGCGCUGGGUGUGGGCGGCGGUGUGCGCCAACCUGGCCUGGGCGGGCGUGUUCGCGGGGCUGUGUGCCGCGUCCUACAAGGUGGAGACAGGGGAGGGGAGGGGAGGCGUGGGCCAGGGCUUCAAUGCAGCUGUGAGUCAGCUGGCGGCGGUGAAGGACGCAAGUGACCGCGCGGCGGCGGCGGGCGGUGACGAGGCGGCGGCGGCGGCGGAGCAGGCUUCGGGACUGCCUCCCGGGACCAAGGCCAGCGACUGGCAGGCGCUGUUUGCCGCGGCGGCGGUCAGCGCGGCCUUUGCGGUGGCGCUGACCAUCCUGUUCCAUGCCUGUGCGUUAGCUCUGCUGCUGUGCUCCUUCAAAAGCCUAGCUGACCCGCACCGCCGCUUCGGCCGCGGCUUUGUGGCGGCGGCGGCGGCGUGUGUGGGGCUGCACACACUCAACAUAGCGCUGCAGUUCCAAGGCUACGGCCCCACACUGGCCACGUGGCGGCACCGCCUGUCCGCCGCCGCCGCCGCCGCCGCCUCCUCCGGCUCCCCCUCCUCCUCCGCCGCCUUCAACCCGGCGCUGCUGACCGCCACGCUGGCCUUCGGCUGGCUGUCGUUCCUCAACUACUCCGCCCUGGCCGUGCUGCUGUUCUUCUGGAACGACCCGGUGGAUGUGUACCUGUUGGACCGCUCCCCCGCCGGCGCGCUGUAGCAGCACUUCGGGAAAGAGGGAAAGGCAGUAGCAGGCAGCAGCGCGGGCAACUGGAGAGGCCACCGCCACCGACAGUUGCGGUGUUGCACUCAUGAUGCGUGGGUUGUGACACCUGCGGCCUGCUGCGGCUGGCGGCGACCAGCGUUUGGCACGUGCAUUACAGAAGACGGGGACACAAGGGAAGGAAGGUGUCGACCCCGUGCAUGCAACUGCGCGUGGGGGACGGUGGGGUGACGUGGGAGACGGGAGCCGGCUGAAGGGGUGAGACGACGACGUUUGAUGACAGUGCUAGUGGCCUAGUGCUGGACUAUGGGAGGCAUGUACAACACCUGAUACUGGGGUUGACUAUGGGCACACCAACAAGCCGACAUGGUGACGGAGGCCAGCGGCCGCCGACGCAAGGGUUGGGUAUGGGGCGUGUGCCAUGCGGGUUGCGGAGGUGGUGGCGGCGGCCGUCUGCGAUGUAGGGUGUUCCACUGCAUGUACGGACAAAGGCUGCGGGUACGGACACAGACACGGCGGUAAACCGGCAUGGCGUUGAGGCACAGUGGCUCCCCGGCGACCGAAUCUCAAAUAUAA